GAUGAGACCCCGUACCACCCCCACCACCCCUGUCCGCAGAUGCUAUGCAUACAAUACGCAGCAUUCAUGCAUAAUCUGCCGUGUCUCCUCGUGGAAUUCAUACCGCGCCAUGACAUUGGUGCUGCUUUUUGCUAAACCCCUGCUCAACUCCUGGACAACUAUAGCAUUUCGCCGUAAGGUAUUCGGAACUUGCCUCGAAAGUGUUACCUGGACACCAUAUCCGGCGAUCUCGAGAUCGGGAUUCUACCAAGAUGGCAGAGAUCCACAUUGACCAAGCGACCCUAGACUCGGUUCAUGGCAAAGUCGUCGUUUUAGCAGGUGGUGCACAAGGCAUAGGCGCAGCAACAGUAACACAGCUCUUCGAGUCAGGAGCACAUGUCUUCUUCGGCGACUGGGACGAGAAACAAGGCUCGAAGCUCGCUGAAUCGUUACACUCAUCAUCCACCUCACAAGGAAGCGUGACGUACAUGAAAGUCAAUGUUCGAGAAUAUCAAUCUCAAUUAUCACUCUUCGACGCUGCGUACAACAAGCACGGCCAAGUCGACCUUGCGAUCUCUUGUGCCGCCGUGACUGAGCGACAGGGAUUUUGGGAGCCACAUAAACUAAACCUGCAGAGUGUCAGAGAGACCCCAACUGGUAUCACCGAUGUCGUCGACAUCAACCUCAACGGCACGCUAUACUUCGCCCGCAUCGCCAUUGCGUACAUGAAAGAGAACCACACUUUCGACAAGGAAUCCACCACAGCCGAAUCCAUCACAUCGCCCAAGUGCAUCACUCUCGUCUCCUCAGUCGCAGGUUUCAAGGAAUCGCCAGGUCUAUUCGCCUACUCGGCCGCUAAGCACGGCGUUUUAGGGUUGAUGAGAGCUUUGCGUCCGUUUGCUGCCCCUCUGUACGGCAUCAGAAUCAACGCGAUAUGUCCCUGGGCAACUGAUACUCAACUCCUAUCCGGCGUCCGCGCAGAGUGGACCAAGAAUGACAUGCCAAUGAACAAGCCAAUUGAUGUCGCCCGGUAUAUCAUACAGGUCAGUGCUGAUCCGCAAGCGCAUGGUAAAGCGCUCUUUGUGACUGGCGGCAACGCCGUGGAUAUUGAGGAAGGAUUGAACCGGACAGAGCCGCAGUGGUUGGGAGAGAAGAACAGUCGGGAGCUUAAUCAAGGCCAGGUGAUAUUGGGAUUGGGAAUGGACUGGGGUGGCUGAUGUGGCUGCGUUGUUCGUAAUAGCCUAUCGACUAGCAAUGGACAGGCAAGAUCGGAUCGCCGUUUCGUCUUGGGAAGCAGGUCCUAUUGUUGUCGCGUGGGCAAACCCUGCCGCCGGCGGUACUUGCCAUCUGGUAUUACAAAAAGUCCCUGUGUGAACCCCUUUUUUGACACCCCACGUAGUGGUGUUGAAGUAUGAUUGCAUCCCGUACAUGUG
Messenger RNA from Exophiala viscosa, 1412 nucleotides. RefSeq lists its product as uncharacterized. The record is from RefSeq and is a predicted model, not a curated record. Gene Ontology annotation, cellular component: cytoplasm. The coding region runs from base 252 to 1196 and encodes 314 amino acids. Gene Ontology annotation, molecular function: oxidoreductase activity, acting on the CH-OH group of donors, NAD or NADP as acceptor. Lineage: Eukaryota; Fungi; Ascomycota; Eurotiomycetes; Chaetothyriales; Herpotrichiellaceae. The transcript is spliced from 5 exons.